UUUACAUUUCUCCUUAAAUUUGUCACGUGAUCUGUCAUGGCGGGCAUUUGAAAAAUAAAACUUUGUUUUUCUCUUUUUUUACUGGUUAUUGGCCAUAUCGGACUACGAAAUAAGGCGUAAUAUACAAAAGUAUAACAGACCACACAUAAGAUGAAUUUCAAUCACCUAGAUGAACUGGUAGGACACUUCCAGAACAAAAUCUCCUCUAUGAAAUUAUGUGUUCAGCUUAGGAACACAAGCCAGACAGGCAAUAGCAGCAAACUCUUAGCUAAAAUGAAUAGGAAUGUUGGAGAAUUAGAGGCUGUUAUAUUACUUUUAAAGGCUGAGAUCUCCAGGCAGAGGGAUGAGAUGAAGCAAGUCCAGAUGAUGCGCAGUGUUGUAAUUGAUCUGAAUGAAAGAGUGUCCCAUGCAACAGAAAAUAUUCCAGAUCGGCUUCCAACCAGGAUGAAUAAUCAAAGCAAUACAAAAAGUAUGACGCCAACUGCAAGUUCUAGUGCUAAUGUGAAUGCUACCCCACUCAAACAAAAAGAUACAAACAAGUCUAUGCAAGAUACCACUGUACCUAAGGGACCUUCUAUUCAUAAAAUAGAGUAUCUGAUGAUUGAUGAAUUUGAAAGCACCCCUAAAUAUAUCAGAGGGAGGUUUACAUAUGAUCAGAUUAACUCAGCAAUAGAUGAAUUCAACAAAGCCCUGACUGCUAAAUACACAUACAUGGCUAAGGCCAAGAAAAACAUUAUAGAAAGAACCUCUAAGACUUACACAGGAUAUAAGGCACAAGAAAAUAAAGAAACAAAAGGUUUCCAAUUCUUCGUUGAGGAAGAUGUGAAACUACAUACCUCUUUUAAGCUGGGAAAAUCAAGGAAAUCAGGGGUGGAAAACUCACCCGUUAUGCCAUACUGCACUGAGCAUGAUAAUCAUUCUAAGAGUCAACAUGACAUUGGUUGAGACUCAACACAUCACACAAUGAAAUGGAUGGACAAAUCACAUUGGCAUGUGAGGCAUAUAGAAAGACACAUGUCGCAUCCUGAGUAGACACUUAUUGCAGAAUGGUAGACACACCGGACAGUGGAUAGAGAUAUUCGGAUGACAAAAUGUCAGUGCAUACACUUGAGUGGAAUCUAGACCUCUCUAGACAGUUUGCUGAAUUUAGCUGUUUGUAACCCUGACCCAUUAAAUAUUGAUGCUGUGUUUGAAGACAAUGUAAUUUGCAUAGUGAAAUAUAGAGAAGUUUUAUUACUUAUUUUGGUUUGUAUCAAUUUAAAAUUACAUGAAAAUACAUUAUAUAACUUAUCAUAUAUUAC
Messenger RNA from Owenia fusiformis, 1301 nucleotides. NCBI's taxonomy places the organism in Eukaryota, Metazoa, Annelida, Polychaeta, Sabellida, Oweniidae. The record is from the annotation of a GenBank genome assembly.